AUGUACCGCUCGCUCGAAGGUUUUAUAGAGGAAACAGAGAAGGGAGACAGAAUGCAAUUCCCAACACAACUCAGGAGAACUGAUGCCGAGCUCCCCGAUCCCUGGCACUCGAGAGCGGAUUUCAGACAGCAAACGGGCGGCCUCUUGAGGACCAAGGGCAGCCCUGCAGGUCGCACUGCGCUCAUUUGGCGCCUGGCCGGGAACACAUACUAUGACGAGUUUUGCAAGUCAGUCCGUGUCCUUUUUGGGUAUGAAGUCAGAAGUCAGGAUCUCAAAUCUGUAUUUAAGAAGUUCAACUCAAACCCAGAGGCACCGCUAGACUGGAGUGAAUUGUUUGGACACUAUGAGAUAUCAGAUGAGAAUGCCAGUUCUGAGCCGGAUGAAGAAAAUACUGUUUUCCUCAUCUCAAAAAGGAAAAUUAUUGCAAGAGCAACCGGUGACAAAAAGAGGCGAGAUCAAAUUCAUUCUGUUGUGAAGGUGUCAGACCUAGAUUUGGUGGUAACAGCGUCUCAGAAGGGACAAAUUUCAAUCUACAACAACAAGAUGCUGCUGCACACACGUACCAAUAUUCCUGAAGCUCUGUGGGUUACUGGAUGCGACUAUCUUGCGAAUUUGAAGCGUGUUGUUAUUGUGAUGGAUAGAAGCAUUGGCAUUUGGGAUUAUAGACAACAAAAACAGUGCCAGGCAAACCUUUUUACCAUAAAACCACUGGACAACCCCCUUCUUUGUGUUUGCACCGUGACUCCCUCCGAGCAUCUUCUUUCAGAUUCCAUUCUUAUCGGUGACAACGCCGGGUUCGUAAACCUGGUCACUAUAUCAAACAGUGAUUUAAGCUCCAAAAAAUCCGAAGAGAAAGGCCAAGCACAGACGCUGAACCACAUAGGACUGAGACACCCUGUUGUAAGAAGAAAGCUGCAUAAUGACUGGGUACUUAAAGUAGCUUUUUUCCCUGAGCUCAAUGCCUUUGGGUCCUGUUCUCUUGACAGUGAUCAUUCAUUCGUCCUGGAAGAACUGCAACGACUGGAAGACAAUCAAGAAGUGAGGGAGAUCUCAGUCCCAAGAGGAGUGAAUACUUUUGCCUACUGUGUCAAAGCUAAUCUCAUUGCUACAGGGGGGUCUGAUAAAAUUAUCCGGGUUUGGCACCCAACCAUGUUCAGUAAGCCGAUGGGAAAGCUUUUUGGCCACUUGUUCACGAUCACCCACAUUGCUGCAAAUGAAAAGGACCAGCACAUCAUUAGCCUUUGCAGUGCCAGGAUUUUUAGGGUGUGGGAUAUACAGACACUAACCCCACUGCAAGUGUUCACAGAUAACCAACAGGGAGAAAAAGACAGUCGCAUACACGCCAUGGUCUUUGAUGGCAAUCUUGGUCAACUCAUAACUGGUUCAGGUGUGCUGGAUGUUUGGCCCCUCCAGCGCACUGUACAGGACACCGUGCAAUUACCUAUCACUCACAACAUGGCUGUCAACGUGCUGGUGUAUAACACAGCUCUGAAACAGGCCCUGACUAUCUGUUCCAAGUCGCUUGUUAAAGUAUGGGAACUGGAAACCGGAGAUCAGGUUUAUCAGAUUGCUAAUGCCCACGGGCCACAUGUUGAGCUGACAGCAGCUGCAGUGGAUUCGGCUGGGUUUCAUCUGGUAACAGGGGGGGUUGAUGGUUCGCUAAAGGUUUGGGACUUUGAGAGUGGGCAGGACUUGAAGUGGAAGGCUCCAGAGGCAGAGCACAAGGAGGGGGAUCAGAGCUUAGUCAAGCUGGUCUAUCUUAGUUCAGGAGAUGAACGCUCCAUCCUCACUCUGCAUGGCAACGGAGCAAUCCAAAUCCUUCAGGUUUUGUAUGUUGCUUGCUUUGACUUUUUUGCUUUUAAAUAUAAGGAUUCAGAUAGGUUUUCUGACCUUAAACUGGUCCAGGUGUUUCCUACAGUGCAGUGUGGUCUGCAGAUUGAUUCUCUGCUGCAAAGCCCUGCAAAGAUCAGUGCUCUCUGCACUCAACCACUCAAUCAGCCGUUGCCUGACAUAGGCUGCUCCCCAAGAGUGAGUCCUCUAUCUGCAGGAGAACUGACCUGUCUUGAUGUGUUAUACCAAGAUGGAAAUCACUUAGUAGUGACUGGAAGCACCAAUGGAACAAUUGUCCUCUGGGACUAUGAUUCAGCCACUGUCAAACACCUGUAUACAGAAGACCAAAUUCUUCAUCCUGCCGAUCAGCAAACAUGGCAUUAUAAUUUUGACAGGGUAAAUGCUGUUCUGUUCUUGGUAUGCAAAAGAACAAAGUUGAGUUCUGAAAUGCACAAUAAGCAAUGUGAGAAUGCGGCCAAAAUGAUGGAAACUGAUUGGUUGGCCAAUUGGCUAAUCAAUUUUUCAAUUGAAUUAAUAGAGGCUGCACAAAGCAGUUGGCUGCAGGAACAGGUGAUGCGAGGUAAUCUGUAUUUGGCAUCGAGACAAGGGAGACUAGUGGAAUGGAAACGAAAUGAAAGCUACCGAGUGGUCCAAGAGGAUGUAGCAGAUGGUGAUAUAACACUCAACGAAAAAACAAAGGUAAAUUGCACACCUGAACAAAAUGAUGCAGGAUCACUCUCUGCACAGCAAACUGAUGAAAUGCAGCCUGACGGUAUUGAUGUAGGUGACACUGAAUUCAACACCUGUGCUUCUGCUUCCAUCAAAAAGCCAUGUGUUUUUGUCUCGGCCCAUCAAAACUGCGACAUUUAUUUCUGGAAUACAGAGGGACAAUUUAUGAAGAAGGUUCUGCCAGCCACCAGAGGAUCUAUUGUUCCCUUAACUGCAAUGUGUGUCAAUUUGGAUGCCGACUUACUUCUGGCAAGCAAUCAAAAGGGAUACAUAAUCCUGUGGGACAUUAUAGAAGUUUCAAAGAGAAAUCAGGAGGUGGUGAGACAGCGUCUCUCUUGGCGAGCCCACUCUUCACCAGUUACCAGCAUUUUCUAUGUGGACAGCCAAUCUGUGGUCCUGUCAGCCUCUACAGACGGAUCUGUCAGGGUUUGGUAUGCUCCGAAAGGUCAUUAUAUUGGAUACUUUGGCCAGCAUAGAGUGUGGCAGUUAAGAAAGCCUCUUGAGUUUACUUUGCCUUGUGAUGUCAGUCAACAUCCACUGGAAGUCAAAACCAGGGGGAAAUCCCUGGUUAAGAAGAAACAGCAGGAGUAUGUUUACCCCCUGAUUCUGAACUGGGAAAGGCCAGUGUACAAAAAGAAGCAGCAGAUUUCUAAGCCACAAGUUGCAGACAAGGAUGUAAAAUUCUUUAAACACCUGGCUUUACCAAAGUUGCAUUCUUUGAAGAAAAGUAAUUUGGAAAUGUACACUUCAGGGGAUGGAGAGGCAGGGGGAAUUUUCAAGUCUCUUCCUGUGUACAGGAUAAGAAGUCCUGCGCAAGUAUUACCGAUCCCAUACCUGUUUGUGGAAAGCAGUCAAGAUUCAAAGCAGAGUCUUUCAACUGGAAAAACGAAAUGUCCUAAGGAAAUGAGACGUGCCACAGUCUGCAUCCCUACAAAAUAUUCUGCAAGAAGUGGCAACAAACUAAGGAUCUGCCUUUCUGAAAAACCAGGAGCCCCCGAUACUCAUCUUUGAUUCACGCAGCACAAUGCAUGCCAAGGAUAAUAACAGUAGCAUCUGUAGCAUGUUCUGAUAAAACCUGACAAAGUCUGUGGGUUAAUGUGAGAUUUCUUAGGAACCCAAGUGCUUGUUCCUACAUACUAAUUCUGGUAUGAGGCUAGUACAGUAGUGUCGGAGGCUGUACAGUAUGGUAAAAGUUUGGUUGCUCAUGCUGUCGAUGAUUACCUACUGAAUUACCUGCUUUUCAGGCCAUACUCAUAAAUGGCACCUAGGACCUUGCAGGGGGUUGCUUUCAUCAGUCUACUCUGGCUUUUUAACAGGCCAUGAGGCCUUGUUAGACGAUUGAACUUCAAACCUGGUAAAGUAACAUCCGCGGUGCCCAAACUCUUCAAGACCAUCAGAAGUGGAUUUAAUUUCUGCUUCAAAAAGGUCACUAUUAGACUUGAAUCCAUAUAGAAGUAGUGCAAAACAAAUUCACAGUGAGCUAUUGAAUAGGAACUUCUUCUAUCGUAGAUGGUUGCACUAGCACCCUCUUUUGUCAGACUCUUGUGUGCUUUUAAAUUCAGUAAGUCUGUGGGUAUGGAAUGUAUUUAUAAACUAAACAUACUGUAGCUAAUGAAUAAGUGAUGUGACAAGAAUUAAAAAAUAUGAAAACACUACUGAUUUGAGAUACAAAUGUAAUUAUUAAUCAUGUGUUACUGUUGGCUUUCAAUCGUGUUUGAUAAAAAGAGCUGUCAUAGUAGUUUAAUUAAAUUGCAGACACUGUCACUCAAGAUUGCUAUGCUUCCUCAGAUAAAUGGUGGAGGAUGUCUGAGGUUUUGUUCUGUCAUGUGCUGCACUGCAUUACAAUUGCCUAUUGACUGAAUGAAUAUUUAGCCAGCAGCUUUGUUGAUAAGUAUGUUUUUUAAUUGUAAAGUUUAUAUGGAGUUUAGUCAUUGAGCAGCAGGUAAAUAUUGUCUAGUAAACAUUUUGAAGAAUGAACUGACCACCUUCUUUAUGGUACCACAGUUACUCCUAUAAAUGAAUCCUACUGGGAUUCUUUCACUCUGCAUGCCUCCAUGUUUAAUUGGUUUAGGGUUUGGAUUUGCAAUUAUGGGUGAAACUAGUCAGUUCUUGUAUUGAAGUAGCAGCAAGUAUAUACUCUGGCCUCCCCCCAAAAACACCAGAUUGUACUUAGGGUGCUGAAGGUCAUCCAUUUUAAUGAAAUUCCCAAAAGAUAACAUAAGAAGAACAGGUUCCCGGUUCUGAGUAGCUGAUUGUUCUCAGAACCUUGUCAAGUUGGGUCUUAAAGGAUUCAAGUGAUUCUGCCUCAAUAACAUGACUAGGCAUCCCAUUCCAUACCCUCACCACUCUCUGUGUGAAGAAAUGUUUCCUUCCCUCUAUCCUGUCUUCCUGUACUCCACUUAAUUAUGAGGCAUCUUAGAUCGACAAAUAAAAAAACAAAAUCUGCUUACAUUGAAUCUGACCAAAUUACAUUCUGCUCUCCAAGAUGAAUGGGAUAAAAUCACCACAGCUGUGUCUCAGUGGCAAAUCCAGGGUGGUUCGGAUUACCACUUGUGGUCACACAAAAUAUUAUAUGUGUAGUAUAUGCAUUUGUUUUAUAAUACCUCCAAAUGAAUGCACAAAAAAAAAUAUAAAAAGUGAAUAUACAGCUAUAAAUACUACAACUACUACUUCUAAUAAUACUGUAACAUUUACAUUACAAAUGAAAUAAUUCACCUUGCCAGACCACAGCAUUACUGUGUCUGUAACUGCUGUGUAACAAAGGUUAAUGCACAGUAUGUUUAUCACAGAUGUUAAAAUCCUUUGUGUUGACAGUUCAUGAGGCUGUUUGCAGAGCUGAAAUCUUCCUUAUUGCAGGGUAUGACACAUUGAUUCUGCUAAAUGACGAUACUUAGCUUCACACAUUUCCUGCUCCCAAUUGUGACACAACAGUCCUAGCAACUUAAAGACCUUCUUAACCAUGAAUUCCAUUAAAGGUUUGAAAGUCCAGCUUGCAGCCUUACGGAACAGGCAUACACUAGUUGGAUCAUAAACUGGACACACCUGCUGUAUGUAGAACACACUUUUGGGCUGUCCCUCUGAUAGCUAACAAUUUGUUUGGGAAAAUGGCAUCCUGGGAAUGCAUUCUUUAAUACUGUACAUAAAAAUAUACAAGUUAGUUUCAGUCACAAUGGGAAAGAAAACCAUUGAAGGCACAAUGUGAAAACACUUGUAACCGUUUUAAAUAAAGACCAAUUAUUUUAAGA
Messenger RNA from Acipenser ruthenus (sterlet), 5804 nucleotides. RefSeq names its product WD repeat-containing protein 64-like. NCBI's taxonomy places the organism in Eukaryota, Metazoa, Chordata, Actinopteri, Acipenseriformes, Acipenseridae. The record is from RefSeq and is a predicted model, not a curated record. Gene Ontology annotation, molecular function: protein binding. The transcript is spliced from 31 exons. Bases 1 to 3570 code for a protein of 1189 amino acids.